CGCAGAAUACGUGAGAGAUUUACUUAUACCUGUCUUAUUAGAAGAAGGAUUCUUGGUGCCUACAGAGACAAAAAAGAGUGCCUCGGUGGCUGAUCAAACAUUAUCAAAGGAUUUGUUAGAUUUAUGGUUUGCCAUAUUAUGCAAAUUUGAUAGUGAAUGGACUAAUUUUGGCAGUGAAUUAGUACAGGGUAUGCUAGAAAAAUUGGUGAUGGAUGAAGACUUUGAUGAAAUUUUAGCGAACGUUAAUCGUGACGCCAAUCUUAUUCAAUUGACAAACUUUCCACCUGCUUCAGAUUUGAUACAGCAGCCUAAGCUAAUUCACUCAAGUUCUGGUUAUCACUUAACUCUUGUGGCGUGGAUAAGUCAUAUUCUAAAACUUCACUAUACGGGUGAUUUUGUGGCUUUUUCCGACUUGGAUCUGGACAAUGUUCUUGAAUUUUGUCUAAGAAAACCGAAUACUUGUACCAAAAUGGUAUUACAAGUUAUAAUCGAUCAUGAUGAGGAGUUGAAGACAAUUAUUACUCCUUUCAUGAAUUACAUUGUUAGCAUGCUAAAUUUCAACGAUAACUUUAAUUAUGAUAAAAAAGUUCCAAAAAUCACAGAUGAUGAUAUCAACAAGGAAAUAUUAGAGUUUCAAGAGGAGCUGAACAGUAUAAUCAAUUUGAGAGAG
Racocetra persica is the source of this 670-nucleotide messenger RNA. Lineage: Eukaryota; Fungi; Glomeromycota; Glomeromycetes; Diversisporales; Gigasporaceae. The record is from the annotation of a GenBank genome assembly.